Molecule: messenger RNA, 1798 nt
Organism: Macrobrachium nipponense
Lineage: Eukaryota; Metazoa; Arthropoda; Malacostraca; Decapoda; Palaemonidae
Product: oxidoreductase NAD-binding domain-containing protein 1-like
Exons: 6
Coding region: 240-1181 (313 amino acids)
Cellular component (GO): mitochondrion
Molecular function (GO): oxidoreductase activity
Source: RefSeq, a predicted model, not a curated record
GCGUCUUUCAUUAGGAGUUAGUAUUGCCGGUGAUGAUUUUGCUAAAUUCAUAAAUAUGAGACUGGAAUAGUUUUUCUUAGUAAAUGAAACUGUAUCGGGUUUAUAUAACAGUGUGAAAAUUAGUUCCAAAUUCUACCCGUAUAGUGUAAUUAUGUCAGAAAUUAGCUUAAUAACUUGUCAAUGAAAGACGCCCAUCAUAUGACGUAACACCUUGAAGUCGUUCAGCAACUUUCGAAGCUAUGGAAAUUAUGACCUUAGGUGGACCAGGAAUUAAACUAGCGCUCAGAGGACUGAGGCUAAAGCAUACGGGAAUUAUCAGGUUUCUCUCUACAGCACCUCCUAAACUUGAAGCACAAAGUGGAUUGCCUAAUGGAGGUUUGGGAGCUGGGAAACAUUUGCAAUUUACUGCCAAGCAUUCUCGUCUUCCAGUCAUAGUAAAAGCAGUGGUUACAGAUGUGAGACUGGAGUCGCCUACAGUUAGGGGAAUUACUUUACAGAUUGAUAACCCCCAAUUUAACUUUAAAGCAGGUCAAUGGGUUGAUAUGUUUAUACCAGGUAUGGAAACAGUUGGAGGGUUCUCAAUGUACUCAGCCCCAAGCCAGUUAAUAGAAACAGGGACAAUAGAUCUUGGAAUUAAGUUUUCUAAGUGGCCUCCUGUAUUUUGGAUUCAUACUCAGUGUAAAGUGGGUUCAACUGUAGCUCUCAGAGUUGGCGGUGAUUUUUAUUAUGCCCCAGAAGUUGGCGAUCAUCCCUUUGAUCUCCUCUUAGUAGCAGGUGGUGUUGGAGUAAAUCCAUUGGCUUCUAUGUAUUUUCAUGCAAGAACUUUACACAAGCUUUAUCUAGAAAAUAAAGAAGAAUACUGCCCGGGAAAAGUAUUGUUGUUAUAUUCAGCAAAAACUUAUGAGGAUAUACUUUACAAGACUCUUCUAGAUGCCAUUUCGAGCUUUCAUCCAGGGAUAGAGGUCAAGUAUUUUACCACUCGAGAACCACCGCCUCAUGCCUCCAAUGCCACAUAUGGUCAUAUCACUCAGGAUGUUUUAAGGUCAUCAUUAAAGACACUGGAUACAUCGGCCUUACAGACUUUUGUUUGUGGUCCGCCGCCAAUGAUUGAAAAUAUCAAGGAUCAUCUAUUGGUUUGUGGUUUAUCACAAAAUAAAAUUUUCUAUGAAAAGUGGUGGUAAAAUUGUUUAAUUAUUUUUUUCUUGUAUAUACAGUUCGUUUAAUUUUUGUGGUAGAUCAUAUAAGUCUUUUUUAGCUCUGUAACACACUUUAAACUCAGGAGUUUAAUAGUAAAACUUUGCUAUUACACUAUUGUUGCUCAAGCAGAUACAUCACACAGUUGUAGGAACUGAAUGGUGUAUAUUUUUUAUUUACAGAAAGUUUUUGUUUCUAUGCUAGAGUUGGUAGCAUGAUAGUGGAUUCUUUCCAAAUUCAUGUGAAAGUGGAAAAGAAUAAGGCAUAAACAUGAUGAAAAGUAUAAAACUGUAUUUUGAAAGAAGAAUGAUUGUUGGAAUGGUGGAAAAGUGUUUUGCAGUAUAUGGGAACAAAGCUUCGGCUCACUAAUGCUGGAAGUAGUACAUGGUGAGUAUUACAAGGUUAAAAAUGUGCCAAAGUUUCUUCAAUGCAGUUAAUUUAUCCAUACAGCCUAUAAUCAAGGUCAACAAAAAUAAAUCUAUCUUUCGGUGGUCUCGGUAUAAGUAAUGCUGUAUGAACCACGGCCCAUGAAACCGUCGGCCGGCAGUGGUGACCUGUGUUGUUGCAGUGCUAGAGGCACAAUCAUGGCCAACUUUAAUCUUAA